Prorocentrum cordatum is the source of this 3513-nucleotide messenger RNA. The record is from the annotation of a GenBank genome assembly. Lineage: Eukaryota; Dinophyceae; Prorocentrales; Prorocentraceae.
AUGCUGAACGCCACGGUUCCUUGGUUCGACCCCGACACGAAAGCUCCAAACUUCGUGCGCCACGUCCUCAACGACCGGGAGUCUGCUGCUACGUUGGAGAAACAGAUCCAAAGCAUAUUGCAAUUUGGUGUGUGUCAGGAAGCUCGGGGAGUACCGAUGGCGACGCUCUCAGCGAACGAUCAAGCACCUUACCAGCUCUUUACAUUCGGGCAUCUAUCCACUGCCUUUUAUAAGGCGUUCGAGCGAAACCCUCGCAAUAAAAAUGUGCAGGCAGCCUUGCGAAAGGGCCUCCAGAGAGUGAUCGUCUUUCAGUUCUCGACUCCAAAGGACGUCAUUAGUUGGAUGAAGUUUUUUAUGAAUUUCACAUUCGGCCAAGUCCAAGUUAUCCAAUGCGUAGAAGUGAUCGAGACAACUAUGAAGAUGCAGGCCGCAUGGAAUACGCAUUGCUUUACUAACCACAUCCAAGCAAAGAGCAAUGAGGCGGAUGAGGAGAGCUACCGCCAGAAAACGUGGGCAUUCAUGCAAUCGAACUUCAAGCAGCAGAUCGAGCUCGGCUUGGUAACGUCGAGCAUUCAAUACGAGACGAACUGCUUCGUCAUCAAUGCUUUCUCGAAGCAGAAGUUCGACUGCUGGAUCACAAUUCGCAAAUGGCUGAUGGACCAUGCUGUGUUCGACGAUGGAGAUCUGAAUAACAAACACAUACUCGGCAGCAUGAAGGUUGUUUGCAAAUUUGCGUCUUCGGUCGUCGAGGCGAACGGCAAGGGUGAGUUUGCAUUGAGAGCUGGCCUCGUCACUUUGUCCAAGGACGAUGGCAGGAUGCUCAUCGAAGAAAUGAUCAAAUUCUUGGCGCUAUGGCUUGCAAACACUAGCAAUCAACCUCGAUCCAUCGUUACCCUGGGCGUCUGGAUCUCGGCCUGGGCCACUAGUGAGGAUGAGCUCAUUGCAAUCGAGGAUUCGCCGCCGGCCGAUGCCCAACCGAAGCCCAAGCAACAGAAGAGCGGUAAUGAUGACUGGAAGCGUGGCCUUGACAGUCAAGCUUCAAACACUAGUUGGUUGAUCCGAGAUCCUAAAGAGGCUGACACUAAGUUCAAAAUCCUGAUGAUAGACAUCAAGACUGGAAAGGUAUACAAAGAGGCACAAAAGAAAAUAGAAAAGCUUCUGAAUGUGGCAUCCUCGCUCGGCUCUUCUGACACUGCCACGGCUGCUGCUGUCGACAGUGCCGGGGCUGCUGAUGCUGCCGAUAAGGCGACCCCGCGCAGGCUCAGGAGGAAGACUUCCAUGGAUGGACUCGACUGCCUCUUCCCCACCAAGACUGAUGGCGAUGAUAAAGGUGAGGAGACUAAGAAAAAUGAGACUGAGGCCGAGGCAAAAGACGCUCCCAAGGAUCUUGAGAAAGACAAAGCCACUGGAAAGAAGCCCAGAGGCGCGGGGCGCAGGAGCAGCAAGAGCACUAAAAGUAAUGGCGGCGCAGUUGAGCUGAAACACAUGGAGACGGUCCAGGCCAUGCAAUCCACCAGUGACAAUCAGAGCAUCAGCUGGUUUGAGGACAUGUGGCUUGGUCUGAUCGCGGCCAUUGAAGACGCCUUGGGUUCGGCCGCCUUCACCAGUGACGAGCAGCGCCAGAGCGAAGAGACCUUGCGGACGUACAUCCGCAUCUGCUGCGAGUUCGCGUGGAGCUUCGAGGGCCACGUCAUGUUCAAAGACCUGAAGAAGACCUUGUCCACCUGGUCGGCCGUCCGGGCGGAGGCGAAGAAGAUCGCCACAGCCAUUGUGAUGGAGAGCCCUUCGGCAGUGCAGGUUCCCUUUCCUGUGGCAACUACAACAUCGGAUGUUCAGUCGGGUGAAUCUUUGAACGGCGCUGAGAAAUUAUUGAAAGAUUUCUUUUCGAACCAGGAGUACGUUGAGGUGCUGGCAGAUUUUGUGAGCAACAACCCCAGCGAGGUCGAGAUGUCUGUGUCCCACUUGCCAUGCUUCCCUGAAUUGAUGAGCAGCGUUUGGUCACUCUUCGAAGCAUAUGCCAAGGCCAACAUGCCACCAAAGAAGGACAAGACCAGGACUCACUCACUGUUGAUUUCCAAGAUGAUGGAUUGGAUCGGUGAGGUCUUUAAUUUCGGUGAUGAGCAUGGUUGCAGAGCUCUUGGAGAUAUGUACCUGGCGCCAGCUGGCAAGAUUGCAAUCGUGUGGGCGAAUCCAGACUCGUACGGCGACUUCGUCAUCCCAGAGGAGAAAAUCUCGCUCGCGGUGCAGGUCUUCAGGGGCGAGGGCCAGUACAAAUCAUCCCUGCUACAGAUGGACUGUCGUUGCAUAGGCGUUGGCAGGAAGUUGUGGCUUGGAACCUGGAACUCCGCUUUAGAAAUGAUACUCGACGCCAUCAUUGAAGGCAAGAUCACUGGUGAGUCGGAGGAGGGUGAGUACGUCAUCAUAGACGAGGCAUGCAACGCAGCUCAGACUUUGUGGGGAAUUCAGGAUGCCUCAAAAGAUGCGCAAGCAGCUUUCGAUCGUCAAAUCGAUGCUGUACGCAGCGCAGCCGAUGCCGCCAACACUUCUGCCGGGACGGAGGGGUCUGCCAUUGUGCCGUCGGCUGCGUCGGGUCCUGGGUUGGGUGCCAAGCCUACUUCUGACAGGACGGUCACAUUAGGCAAUCUUGGUGAUGUGCUUCGCUAUCAAGAUGCAGCCCUGUUCGUUGACCAGCAGUCUGGCUGUGGUGCCACCGUUCGUGACCUGCUUGCUACAAAGCAUUCAACUGGCAUCAACGAGAAUGGGCUCUUCAAAAUUCCUAAAGGCGAGGUGACUUCAGCCUAUGUGAAGCAGAUCUGCUUGGCGAUCGAAGGCCAUCUGUUCAAUCUCGCAUUUCGGCCAAACCAAGCAGACGAAGCGAACUUGAGGAUUGAUGCGAACUUCAUCCAGUCCAAAGGAAAAGCUGUGAACACCAUCGACGUCAUCGGCAAGGAGAAGCUCUUCAAAGAAGACAGUGCUGCCUCUGGCUGGAAGCCGAAACUUUACUUCGCUGGCUGCGUCUCCACGACCCGCUCCAAGCAGUGUUUUCACAUUAUGACGAUAUGUGGAGUUUCUAUUCAGCCUGGGGGUGAGGGUGAUGCGGCCAGCGUCAAAGGCAAGUGUGCGGUGGGCGCCGAGACCAGCCUGCAAAUUCCUGUGUAUCUGGCCUACGAGGAAUCACAGCACGGGGUCAUGGCGGACAGCCCAGUCCCAGCAUGGCUUGUGCCAGUGCGGGAUGUCCCAGCUGCUCCAGUUGCCAAGGGCAAAGCGAAGCCGAAGCCCGAGGCGGCAAUGCCUUUUGUGCCGCCAGCGGCGCCAAUGGUAGUUGCAUUUCAGGGUCUACAGCUCAAGCUACCCAAGUGGCUCUCCAUUGGUGACAUUACUGACUGUCCUGUAUACGUCCCGUGCUUGGUGCCGACGGACCUCGGGUGCUCCCUCAAGGCUCCGCUGAAGCUGUGGCGCUACGCGGUGCCCGACGAGAAGAUGAAGAGUUCAGGCCGUGGGUCGCAGGCCCAG